Messenger RNA from Ectocarpus siliculosus, 1122 nucleotides. NCBI's taxonomy places the organism in Eukaryota, Phaeophyceae, Ectocarpales, Ectocarpaceae. The record is from the annotation of a GenBank genome assembly.
AUGAGGAUUCGGGUGCCGGACACCAGCAGCAGCAGCGGCAGCGAGCUCUCGGACGGCGGCGACUCGCCGGUGGCGACGACUCCGGAGGCGUUCACCGACAGCGACAACGACUCGUCCUUCGGGAGCGAAUACGAAGAGGAGGCGGCGGCCACCUGCGGCAGCAACAGUGGGAUGCUGAUGGAGGCCAUGUGUAGAUGGCCCGAGUGCACCGCCGAUAUGGGCAGCAGCCACGAGGGGCACCACCGGCCACAACAACAACAGAAGCAGCUCGAGGCACCCAGACCGCUCAGGAAGGUGCGGUUCACCCUGGGCGGGAGGGAGUCAGCGAAGGCGGCAGCACCGAGUUGCUGGGGAAAGGAGCAGCGCGCCGUCAUCCAGGAGAACGCUCUCCGGAGUCUGGGAAUGCUGCGCCCGGCGGAAAGCGCAGCGCCUUUGGCGCAGCAGCGGCGGCGGUGGCAGCGAAAGCAAAAAUCCAGCAGAAGUAGCAGCGGCAGCGCCACCAGGGCGGCGUCCAAGAACCGCGCCUUGGCGCCGGCGCCGUUCAAGAGCACCAGCGCUAACACCAGCAGCACAGCGGUGGCGCACAAGACGACGACGACGACGACGUCGCCCUUCCCGUCGAUACCGACGCCGGCUUCCCCGAAGAAAAAGCGCAAGGUGUCGACAUGGUCAUCACCGUCGAGUCAUCGCGUAAACGUGCGGACCAGCGGGACCAGCGGGACCGGCGGCGGCGGCGGCGACUCACACCGCCGGCCAACGCGACCGUCGCCUUCGACAGGGAAGGUGGCCGUCGCGAUGGCGGUGGCGGCGGGGAAAAAUGGGAGGGUAACCUCUACCACCACCACCACCUCAGAGCUGACCGUAGAGGCGGCGGCGACGGCGGCGUUGCGGGCGAACGGGGCGUCGUCGGCCCGCUUGGUCCCCUGCGCAACAACAGCGGCGAACUCGGUGAGCGUACCUCCGCCUGCUGCAACCCCGAUGGACUUGUCGUGCACGGAGGACGUGGACAUGGACGCCGCGAUGAAGCCCGGGGGGGAGGGGUGGAGGGCUACGAGGAGGCCGGGGGCUGGAGGAGGCUUGGGGGCUGCCACACCAAGGGCAACUUCCCGGCGUCUUUUUUAG